UCGGGAAUGUUCAGCUGACGCAUUUCUUUUUUUUAUUGCGUUAGUUAUUCGUUUAUCAACUUGAAUUAACUGAGCAACUUCUAAAACAGGACAAAGCACCUGCCUGUUGUUUUACUUGUGAAGCUAUUAUUCCAUGUGGAUUUAGUCACGACUUGCGGCAGCCUAUCGGAAUUUCGACUUCUGUUUUUAACUCUACGAAGGCAGCAUCAGUUACCGCUCUGUUGGCUGACAGAUUCGCCAUUCAUCAACCAGCCCUCCCAGCACCAUUGAGAGCGGCAUGGCAACGGCGCGGAGACGGGGGGAGAAGGUGUGGUGAGGGGGUGACAGUUUAACCGGACCAGAGAGGAGCAGCAGCAGCAGCUACAGCAGCAGUGUUCCCACUCCUCACUGACUGGAGAAACGCAGCACCUCGCUCAGUCCGCGCUCACACACACUAAUAAAACGAUGCACCACCGCCGCCUGUCUGCACACGCGCUGCCGCUGACCAGGUGUUGGAGCAAAGACCAGGGACGCCGUUAACGCCUCAGAACAUAAACUUGUAUGUAUGUGCUGUGUGCACCUCUCUGUGGUCCCGUUCGCAGACGAUCGAGAAGAUGCUGAGCCGACUAAUGAGCAGCAGCAUCAGGAGUCUGGACAGGGAAUGCAAUUGCACCGUGAGGCUGCUGGACGACUCGGAGUACACCUGCACGAUCCAGCGGGACGCCAAAGGACAGUACUUGUUUGACCUCAUCUGCCACCAUCUUAACCUGCUGGAGAAAGACUACUUUGGCAUUAGAUAUGUUGACCCAGACAAGCAGAGACACUGGUUGGAGUUUACAAAGUCAAUUGCCAAACAAAUGAAAUCCCAGCCUCCAUUCACCAUGUGUUUGCGUGUCAAGUUUUACCCACCUGACCCCGCUGCCCUGAAAGAGGAAAUCACCAGAUAUCUUGUCUUCCUGCAGGUUAAGAGGGAUCUCUACCACGGCCGCCUCCUGUGCAAGACAUCAGAUGCAGCUCUGCUGGCUGCCUAUAUAUUACAAGCUGAAAUUGGUGACUAUGACCCUGGGAAACAUCCAGAGGGCUACAGCUCCAAGUUUCAGUUCUUCCCGAAGCACUCAGAGAAGUUGGAGCGGCGGAUUGCUGAGAUCCACAAAACUGAGCUGAUAGGUCAGACUCCUGAAACAUCAGAGCUCAACUUUCUUCAGAAGGCUCAGAUGUUGGAGACAUAUGGGGUCGACCCACAUCCAUGCAAGGAUGUGUCUGGGAACCCGGCUUUUUUGGCUUUCACCCCUUUUGGAUUCACUGUGCUGCAAGGAAACAGGAGGGUUCACCUCCUCAAAUGGGAGGAGGUGACCAAACUUAAGUUUGAAGCAAAGACGUUCCAUAUAUAUGCAAAUCAGAAGGAGGAUAAGAAGAUCAUACUGACUUACUUUGCACCUACACCAGAGGCCUGCAAGCAUCUUUGGAAGUGUGGAGUGGAGAAUCAGGCCUUCUACAAGCUGGAGAAGUCAAGCCAAGUCCGCACUGUGUCCAGUAGUAACCUCUUCUUCAAGGGUAGUCGCUUUAGAUACAGCGGAAAGGUUGCAAAAGAAGUAAUGGAACAAAGUGCUAAAAUUAAGAGAGACCCCCCAGAGAUCCACAGGGCUGGUAUGGUGCCUAGUAGGAGCUGUCCAUCCAUCACUCAUGGCCCUCGUCUAACGAGUGUUCCAAGGACCCGACGAAGAGCUGUGCACAUUUCCAUUAUGGAAGGUUUGGAGUCCCUUCGAGACAGUGCUCACUCCACACCGGUACGCUCAGUUUCGCAUGGCGACUCCUUCAUGCCUUCAAGGAGCCAGACGGUGGAUGGCAGUGAGGCAAGCACGUCAGCAGUCAUCUCAGAUGAGAACUACAGCCCCUCUGACAGCGUGCUGCCUACACCCGUGGCGGAACAUGGAAUGGAGAUGCCUUUGGCUCGUCACCUCAAUGGUGCCCCCUGCAGCAUUGACGAGGAGGAGUCAGAGGCAGGGACAUCGAAAGAGGGGCAGGCCACAGAAUUUGGGCACAGCAGGAGAGAACAACGUAUGGUCAAGAGCAGGCCUGCAACAUCUAGCGAGGUAGAGGAGCUCAACAAGUUUAUCCUGAGCGUGUUGCGUCUCUUCCUGGUUACCAUUGGACUUCUGUUCGCCCUGCUGCUGCUUCUCAUCAUGCUGACAGAGUCGGACCUGGACAUUGCCUUCUUGAGAGACAUCCGCAAGACACCUGAAUUCCAGCAGUUCCACUUUGAAUACUUCUGCCCUCUGCGGCGCUGGUUCGCCUGUAAGUUACGAUGGAUGGGAGGUUUCCUUGUUAGUGAGGCAAAGUGAAAACAGACCAAAUGACUCAACGAAGGCCUCCGCUCAUUGAAAAUUGGAUACAGAUAACAGACAGGUCAGAAGAGAAGGCAAGAGGAGAGAAAUGGAUGGCUCUGUUCCUGAUUUCAACUAAGCUUCUCCCAGGAAUAAUCCUGUCACAAGCCACGUACUGUCCCCUGAAGAGCCUUGUUUAUUACGUUUGACCAUCACUAUGAGGAAAGGAAAUGUUACUUUAGAAAUUCAGGUCAUCAAGGUAUUUUAUUUUUUCACAAAAUCACAGGAGCUGGGUUUAAUUUGAACACUGUAUCAAGUAUGCCUGAGUUCACUUCUUCAACCACAGAUAAUAGUUGCCUUUAUUUUUUUAUUAAUUUAUAUGUUGUAUCAUCGCUGUAAUACAAAAUGAUCUGAGGUGUUGGGGUGCAACUGAGAGUUUGAGACAUUUGAGAGAUUUAAAAAUGGAGGGCAGACUAUAUCAUCAGUUUUUAUAUCAAAUCAACAAUAUUCAUGAUGAUUAAAUGUUAUUAUGGCUGCUGUUUUCAGAUGUUGGGCUUAAAGAAAGUGUGAAAUUGACGAAUAAGCAUUACUGAAUGUAGAUGAGUCCUGAGUCAAACGUGUUUGCAAAUAUUAUAGUUUUAUACGAUUCUUAGGCAGAUGCAAAUAGACAUUAAACAUUUCUCCAGAUGUACUUUACGAUCCCAGAUCUGGAACAUUCAAUUUCAAAUCACUGCUAAAUGACUAGUUGUAGUAGCUUUGUGACACGGGUGUGAGAUGGUGCUGCCCUGACAGAAGACUUUAUUAGUGGCCUAACAUCUGCUGACAGUUUUUGUCCAGACACUAGGGAACUGUUAGUUUCAUCAUCCAAUGACUAGAAAUUAAGCCUUUUUAAGGAUAAAAUAAGUAAUGGAGUUCAUAGGUUUACUGUUUAAUAAAUAGCAGCCAAAUAACACUAAUAACUACAAUGAACUUCUGUGCGUGAGGAACAGUUGUCACUUUGCUGUAGUUACUUUUACAGUAGUUAUAAGGGUGAUGGGACUAUGUGAGCUAGCGCUAUAAUGGUAGUCAAGUGUCUGGUCAGUUCUUUGACUACCGCAAUCUGUAGGAGUAGUUCAUCUUGAUGUGCAAUACUGUUAAUGUAAAAAAGCAGAUCCUUUCUAUCAAGGGAAAUUUGACUUUGUUUUACCUUUGUAAAGUGCAAAUAUUAGUGCAAUUUUCCAACAGUAAAUAGUUAAGAGUUUGUUUUUAGUUGAAGACCCAUGUUGAGUGACUGUCAUUCACCUUUGUUUAGCUCUGCUGUGUUAAAAAAAAAGUUAUGCAUUUAUGUGUAAUGGCUGAAUAUAUUUAAAUCAUUUUUGUACCAUCUUGUUAACGCACUGACAGUUCCUCACAGUGACUUUUAAUGUACUUGAAGCUGUUUUUCGUUUGUUUUUGUUACAGUGGAUCUAUGGUUUUCAGCCCUGCACUCACAAAUGAGCCUAAGAUAAGUCAUGUUUACGUCGUUCUGCAACCUUCAUCAACACCAACCAAAGAAACCUCUGUUGUCCCAUACUUCUGUCAGUUUGUGUCAACAGAUGGCAAAAUAGCCUGCUGUCCUUCUCCGGCCUUAUUUCUUGUAUUUCACAGGUUAGCCUACAGUGUGUCUUUACAGCCCAGAGCAACAGAAUCAAUUCAAACUAUGAGGUCAGUUUUCACUCUAAAAGUAUUUGUCCUCUCAACAAGCCUACAAAUGCUUAGGAUGCUGUGUGUAUACAAGGAGCAAUCAAAAGAUUUUGUGGCUCUGCCCAUAAAAAAGCAAAAAAUCAUACCUGAUAUUAGCUUGGCUUAGGUCACAUGUUGCACACAUCUGAACAUCUUUCAGUGCUGUUGACAUUUUUAAUUUAAUAAAAUAUCUCUGUGGAGCUGCAAAGCAUUCAGACCUUAAAAUGAACAUGACACAGCCUGUUAGCUACGGAUUAUCAACAUUAGUAACUGGUACAACGUGCAGUGGGGAUUUAUAUGAAUAUAAAUAUAUUAUAUGAAUAUAUGGAACCUUGCAUUUUUUAACAUUAUUACCAUGUUUUUACUGUAUUUAAAAAGUUUAGAAAUUUGGUAACAAGAAAUAAAAAAUAAAAAAAAAACUACUUCCAUAUAAAAAGCCUAGAGUCCUACCUCUGUUUGGGCAAAUUAUUCAAACUGAAAAAAGUCUAUUUUGAUAAUUGGCAAUGAGAGAAAACAAAUCCUAAAAGCAGCCAUUGCUCAUUUUCAUUUCAAACUAUUUUUUGUCACAGCCACAUGCAGCUCCGCAGCUGCAAGCUGGAGACGUAGAAGAUCAAACGCACAAUCACAAAUGUGCAAUUGAUAAAUUAAUGCUUUAAAGCAGGGAUGUCAAAUUUAUCUUACAUUGUGGGUCACAUUAAAGCCCAUGCUUAUUUUAAGCGGACCAGUGAAACUCCCCUUUCUGUCAGUGUAAAGAAGUUUACCUGAACCCUUAAUCCCUGAGUUAUCUCAAUGUCAGAAGAAAGUGAAAUUUCAAAAAUGUGUUUCAGUUUUUCUGCAUGAUAAAGAAAUGCUGCUGUAAGAAAUGAAAGAAAUCUGUUAAUGUGACUCUUUGGACUUAAAUUGUAAGAAAUAAAUGCAUGAAAUUACAUCUCUCAUCUGCCCAAACUUAAUGUAAUUAUCAAACGAAGUGACUUAAUUUCUAUCAGGUAUGGUUUAUACACUUUUUUUUUUGGCAGAGUUGCAGAAUUUUUGGAUCGCACCUGGUAUCGUACAACAUGCUGGACAGACAUAUGUCAUACCAAAAAAAAAGAAAGAAAAAAGCAUGAAUUAUGUAUGCAAAAAAAGAAGGCUAAUACAGGCAAAUGACUACUUAGAGGAUUUUAUGUUUUGCAGGUUCCUGUAGGUGAUUAAGAAAGUUGCUGUGUUCAAAUCUUAUUCAAAGUUAACACAAGAAUGAUUGCUUUGAGAGUUGCUGUAGUGUUCAACGUGGAGCUUUAAAUGCUGGUUUUAUUUUUGUACCCAGAGCGAAAGAAAAACAGAAGUAUUAGCACCAGUGUUUUCCCCUUUUAGUACAAAUUUCAGAGAACAUCAUAAGCAUCUAAUGAAAUAUUUAUAUUUUAAUUUAAAAAAACAACAAACAAAAAAACAAAAAUAGAUUUUGAGGUUGUUUUCAGACUUGAUGUAUUACUUACCUUAUUUCAUUUAAAUGGUGUUCUAUUGUUUUUGAUUGAUGCGAGGCAAUUGUGUAUUGAAAUAUACGGCCAGUAAAGGAGAAUAUUUAGCUUUUUACUCACCUUUAUUUCGAAAAAUCUACAACUCAAGCAAUCUGAGCAAUAAAUAUGUCAGAUGUAUUAACCGUAAACUACAAAAUGUUUGCCUCAGUCACACAAACUGUUUUAAAUCCCCACACAAGGUGAAACAGUCUGUAGAUGUAUGCGUGUACCAGCAGUGGUGGAGAACGCUCUGCGAUACAGACACUUCUCCAAAAUAUCCCAAAAAUCUUUUCAUGUCAAUCCUGUUUGGUUGUCUGAUAUUAACUAAUUUUUGACUGAGUUUAUAAAUGAAUCACAUACAGGUUUACUUGGCAGAAACAACUUAACACCUGACGGCACGGUCAAGAUUUCCGAUGGAAGAAAACAGCUUCAGGUGAUAAUGAUGCUGUCACUACUGGUGAGAUUCACAGCAUUCACACGUACAAUAUUUUGUAAUAAAAUGUCUAUUUAUUCUGUUAACUUUACAAAUGGGGGAGAAAAAAAA
Oreochromis niloticus (Nile tilapia) is the source of this 6041-nucleotide messenger RNA. Its product is annotated as FERM domain-containing protein 5. Gene Ontology annotation, biological process: actomyosin structure organization. Lineage: Eukaryota; Metazoa; Chordata; Actinopteri; Cichliformes; Cichlidae. The transcript is spliced from 15 exons. Gene Ontology annotation, molecular function: cytoskeletal protein binding. The record is from RefSeq and is a predicted model, not a curated record. The coding region runs from base 594 to 2321 and encodes 575 amino acids. Gene Ontology annotation, cellular component: cytoskeleton.